AAAUAAUAUAAAAAAGGAUAUUUCCUUCCAUUUCUUUCAAGUUGGUAGUGAAGUACCUACACUUGUUAAAAUAAUUCGGAAACAUAUUUUCACAAAGAGUAAAAAGUUUCAAGUUUGAGAAUACACAACAAAAAUAAAAACAACAGAAAAACCUAAUAUCUCUGAUAUUACUGGGUAGUUUUUUAUUUUGAUUAAAUUGCAACUAUUAAUUCACGAUGAUAUAAUUUAAAUUAAAUGAUUUGUAUCUAUAUUCAAUUCAUUACAAAGGAAAUGUUAUUGAAAAUCUAAAUAACAUAACCUAAAAUAAACUCGCAUAACCCUCUUUUCAUCUGCAGAAAAACUAGUUUUAAUAAUUUGGCUAGCUAAAACCAGAGAAAUGGUUCAUAAUUAACAUAACUGUUUCUUUUUUAUGUAUCCGAAAACGGUUUUGUAUUCAAUUAUAACGUUAUAUGUAUAACCUAACUUUAUAAACAUCUUCAAAAAUUCAGGUAAAAUUGUGAAUGAUUUUUAAAUGGGCAUCUUCUCUGCAAAAGCAAUCGGUGAAUUCUAUUGAUUGAAAUGGAAGAUGCACAAAGUAUAAGUGAUCAAUGUGGUGUUUCAAGUUGUGAUUUUAAUCAAGCCCCUAGUUUUGAAUCGCAGUCUUUCAGGGUAAGGGGCUCACUCGCGCGAGCCCUGUAUCGAAAACAACAACAUGACGACUUUCUCAGCAACUUCGACAAACGGAAGUGGUAUCAAUGCGAUCUGAGUGAAGUACCCUCUUCCCUCGCUUCGAAAUUCGUUCAACUUGACCCAGACCAAGACACCCUGGAUUUUCUGGAAGAGUCAGAAAAGAAAUCGGACUGGAUUUUAACACAAAUGUGGCAUUCCCUCGCAAAACUGUUUUUGGGUUGGUUUAUGACUCAAACAUCGAUUAAUGGCUGGCUUCAACGUGGUUCAAUGUUCGUAUUGUCCCAAUCCCAUUUUAGAAAAAUAUUAAGAGUAGAAGAAACAUGGAGCUCGGGGUCCCUUCUAGAUUUGGGAGCAGGUGACGGAGGAGUGACUGCCCACAUGGCACCGCUUUUCAAAAAAACUUACGCCACUGAUGUGUCUCCGACAAUGAAAAGUUUGCUACAAAAACAAGGGUAUGAAGUAUUGGACGUAGACAAUUGGUAUAUCGACAAAAAAUUUGAUGUUAUUUCAUGUCUGAACCUGCUAGAUCGGUGUGAUGAACCUCUAAAAAUGUUGGAUCAAAUUGGUGGUUCUCUGGCUACAGAUGGAAGGGUACUCAUGGCCAUUGUGUUACCAUUUUCUGUCUACGUAGAAUCAUCUCCUGAUCACAAACCUAAAGAAUCACUACAGAUAAAGGGUUCCAGUUUCGAAAAGCAAGUGGAGAGCAUAGUGAAGAACGUAUUAGAACCUGCUAAUUUUGAAAUAGUUUCUUGGAGUAGGGUACCUUACUUAUGUGAAGGAGAUUUGCAGCAGUCAUACUAUUGGCUAGACGAUUCCAUCUUUGUACUCAAGAAGAGGCAUACUGAUUGAAUUAUAUAUUUCAAUCUUUUCAAAAUGUAGUGAAUAAAAGCAUUAGAAACUUUUUUGUAACUAGAUUCGAAAUGUGGAUGAAAAAUAAAGAGUAUUUCAAAUUC
Messenger RNA from Leptinotarsa decemlineata (Colorado potato beetle), 1622 nucleotides. RefSeq names its product protein-L-histidine N-pros-methyltransferase. The record is from RefSeq and is a predicted model, not a curated record. Lineage: Eukaryota; Metazoa; Arthropoda; Insecta; Coleoptera; Chrysomelidae. Gene Ontology annotation, molecular function: protein-L-histidine N-pros-methyltransferase activity.